GAUAUUAAAAAAGCGACAAAAAAAUUAUUACGGGAAAUAAUUUGUAGAUUCAGCUGUUAAAAAUUGACUUUAGCAAUGUAUUUAUAAAAUAAUAUUUUAACGCGAAAUUUCAGGUUCAUACGUUUUAGUAUAUGUACAAAACUAGAAGUAGUUAAAAUAAAAUUAAUUUGUGGCGGUUUUUCAGUGCAGUUUCCAACUUCUUAUUAAUUGGGUUUCUAAGCUGGUGUUUUGUUACUGGUUUUAGCUUGGUCCGUAGCGUAGGUUUUAACCGCUGUGCUAUUGCGACACGUCGACAGAUUUUAAUGUUGCUUACCUGUGGAAUUAUAGCAUAUCAAAUAAAUAAAUAAAAAUUUAGUAAUUUAAUCUUAUUGAUUUAUAAAAUGCGUGUAAGUAAUAUACGUGGAGGCCGGGUGUGCCGAAUAGUAUUUUGCUGUUGCAUUAUAUUGCCACUAAUAUAUCUAUUCGCUACAUGGAAUGAUACCAAGCGAAGUUUAAAUAGUUAUCAUGGUAAAUUUCCACGUUAUAACCAUCAGCGAUUGGAGGGAAGGCCGCGUGAGCUACCAAAGUUGAUAGAGGGUCUUGGAAAUUUUGAACCUCCUCAUGUAGAAGUCCGCACUGGGCCUGGUGAGAAUGGUGAAGCUCAUCAACUUCCUGCCGACAAAAAGAAUCGUGUGGAUGAAUCUGAAAUGGAAUAUGGCAUGAACAUUGCAUGUUCCGAUGAAAUUUCAAUGCAUCGUUCGGUGCGCGAUACACGCUUGCCAGAAUGCAAACACUGGAACUAUCCGUACGAUUUGCCAAAAACUAGUAUAAUCAUUGUCUUCCACAAUGAAGGCUUUUCAGUGCUCAUGCGUACAGUGCAUUCAGUGAUCGAUCGUUCUCCUAAACAUGUUCUGCACGAAAUUAUAUUAGUUGAUGACUUUUCUGAUAAACAAGACCUACGAGGCAAAUUGGAUAAAUAUUUAGAGCGAUUUAAUGGAUUAGUAAAACUUAUUCGAAAUGAUGAACGUGAGGGACUGAUACGCACGCGAUCUAGAGGAGCACAAGAAGCGACGGGCGAAGUGAUUGUUUUCCUCGAUGCACAUUGUGAAGUGAACACAAAUUGGUUGCCACCGCUGCUGGCGCCCAUAUAUCGUGACCGCACUGUCAUGACUGUGCCUAUUAUAGACGGCAUUGAUCAUAGAACAUUCGAAUAUCGUCCGGUGUAUGGAAAUGAUGCGCACUUCCGCGGUAUUUUUGAAUGGGGUAUGUUAUAUAAGGAGAAUGAGGUUCCUAAACGAGAGCAACGUCGACGUGCACACAAUUCCGAACCCUAUCGCAGCCCUACACAUGCUGGCGGCCUGUUUGCCAUUAAUCGUGAAUACUUUUUGGAAUUGGGAGCUUAUGAUUCCGGCCUGCUGGUUUGGGGCGGUGAAAACUUUGAAUUGAGCUUCAAAAUAUGGCAAUGCGGCGGCAGUAUUGAAUGGGUGCCAUGCUCGCGUGUAGGCCACGUUUAUCGUGGUUUCAUGCCCUACAAUUUCGGAAAGUUGGCGCAGGCCAAGAAGGGACCGUUGAUAACAAUCAACUACAAACGUGUAAUUGAAACAUGGUUUGAUGAUACACAUAAAGAAUAUUUCUAUACACGUGAACCGCUAGCACGUUACCUCGAUAUGGGCGAUAUAAGCGAACAGCUGGCGCUGAAAAAACGUCUUAAUUGUAAAUCGUUCCAGUGGUUCAUGGACAAUGUUGCCUACGAUGUGUACGAUAAAUUCCCCGCAUUGCCAGCCAAUUUACACUGGGGUGAGUUACGCUCGGUAGCUACAGAUGGUUGUCUCGAUUCGAUGGGUCAUCAACCACCUGCCAUAAUGGGACUGUCGCACUGUCAUGGUGGUGGUAAUAAUCAACUGUUACGUUUAAAUGCUGCCGGUCAGCUAGGUGUGGGCGAACGAUGUGUGGAAGCCGAUCGGCAAGGCAUUAAAUUGGCGGUAUGCCGUUUGGGUACAGUUGAUGGCCCUUGGAAUUAUGAUGAAAAUACAAAACACUUGUUGCAUCGUACACAUAAAAAGUGUAUGGCGGUACAUCCGACAUCGCAGCAACUGAUCUUGGCGCAUUGUGAUAUAAACGAUGGUUAUCAGCAGUGGUGGUUCAAAGCAAUCAAACCCCGAUGGUAAACAAUCGAUAGCAAUUUUAGCAUGGGUUUCAUUGGCAUCGAGCGAUUUGAGGGAAAAGUAAUUGUUGAAUUUGUGGAAAUUUUAAAUGAUUUUAGUGAGCGAUGAGAAUAGUUGUCUAUUGUAAGCGCGAGAGAGAGAGAGAGAGUGAUUUUAUAAAGGUAUUUAAUACAUUAUACAUACCUAUACAUGCAUUGCUUGUGUAUAUUUAUGUAUGUGUGUAUGUACUAUACUCGAAUCUUUACAUGCUUUUGGACAUUUAUAAUAUACUAUUAUGAAUAAAGAUGCGAGUGGUUAAAUAAUGACAAGCAAUAAUUUAGCUAUAAAAUACAAAUCAAUCAUAUACAUAUGCCUGUGUGAAAGAAAGAUUUUACUGUAUCGAUGACCGUUCCAAGCGUAUUUGCGCUAAAUAGUUUUUUUUCGAUUAAGUUUUAAACACUAAAGAAAACAUAAAGCAAACUGUAGGUUUUUAAACAGCUAACUUUUUUGGCGUUAAUCAACUAUCCCUACAACGUUUUUGCAUUAUUUUCUUUUUACAAAUACAUAGAUAAUGAAAAAAAAUGCUUCAACAUUGCCAAUUACUCAUAGGAAAUUUUACGAAAUUUAACUUCAAAUUGUUAUAAUUUAUUACUAUGUAUUAAUUUAUGCAGACGCCAGUUUCUUUUACCAUCUACUAUUAUUAUUAAAAAUCUAAUUUAAGUGAAUCCUUGUAAUUGAAUAUGUGUCUUUGUACUGCUUGUAAAUAUACAUAUGUACGUACAUGUAUAAUUAAAUAUGAUAACGUUCAUGUAUCGAAUCAAA
This is a messenger RNA of Ceratitis capitata (Mediterranean fruit fly), 2945 nucleotides long. It is a transcript of the gene Pgant7, whose product is annotated as N-acetylgalactosaminyltransferase 7. Lineage: Eukaryota; Metazoa; Arthropoda; Insecta; Diptera; Tephritidae. The transcript has 3 exons. The record is from RefSeq and is a predicted model, not a curated record. Gene Ontology annotation, cellular component: Golgi apparatus. Bases 381 to 2147 code for a protein of 588 amino acids.